AUGAGAUUCGAAGCAUCAACCGCCCUCGCGGCCCUCAUCGCCCUAACAGCCGCAGAGGUCCCCCAAGAACACUCGCACGAAAAGUACCUCCGCGCCGUCAACGCCCUCCUGAAGCAGGACAACCCCAACAACAUCCAAGACGCAGUCUUUGGCCUCCUCGGCAACGCGGCGGCCGCCGCGGGCGCGGGCGACGUGACCAACCUCGACUGCCUGCACCAGACGACGGCCGACUCGGCCUUUUCCACGGCCAAGGCCGCGGGUGACGUCGACGGCAUGGCGAGCGCGCUCGUCUUCCGCGCCGUCGAGCGCAACACGGGGUCCGUGGGGCUCAAGAGCGUGUUGUGCGACGAGACGGCUGCGAACCCGGAGAUUGCGGCGCUGAGCCAGCAUCAGGACCCGGCUUCGGAGGGCGCGGCGGAGGGGAAUAAGGCUAUUACGCUCGAGUUGGCGAAGCAGCUUUCUGCUAUUGGGGCUGAUCCGCAGCUUGCGCUUGAUUCGGGCACUUUUAAACCUGGCAAUGUCAACGAUAACACCGGAGCCGGCAACACCUGCGACGAUGCCAACGAUGCAGAGGGUUGCAUCUUUAGCCAGAACCUUCUCAUCAAGGAUGCUACCCCAGAAGAGAUUGAUGCCGCUGCGUCUGGAGGUGCUGCCGGAAAUGACACGGCAGCCGCGGCCAACUCUACCGGUGCGGCAAUCCGGUUGCGUAGCAGAAGCCUCCUGAGCCAGGCUAUCCCGCCACAGCGCCGCAACGGAGGUGCCAGCGCCAGCGCCGACUCCUCCGAGAAGGUCCGUCGUCAGUCCAACAACGCCAACAACAACGGCACCGCCGACGCCGCCACGGGAACCACGGACGUCCAGACCUUUACCGGCGACCUCGGCGGCCCCGCCCCGCCCGUGACCUCGGACCCCGCCGCCGACAAGCCGUUCUCCGUCAAUGGCGCAACCUUUCUCAACGCCGGCGCCGCCCUCCAGCGCUCCUGCGCGGUCCAGCACAACGCCUGCGCGGACGCCGCGAACUCUGGGUCCGAGGAUAUUUCCGUCGCAGACUGCGACGCGCAGGAAGACGACUGCCUCGCCGCCGCGUCCCUCACAAAACUCCGCCGGGCCUCGGGCCUCAACGCGCGGGGCGCGCGGCGGAUGCGGAUCGCGACGAAGCAGCUGCUGAAGGGCCGGCAGGCGUUUGAUUUUGGAAAGUGUCAGGAUCCGAGUAUUCAGUUCGCUGCUGGUCUCGACGGGCGGAAAGAGGCUUCGUUUGCGCCCGCGGGCGACUUUGAGCACGGCUCUGCAUUGAAUAUUGGCGUCAUUAGCGGGUUUAUCUGUGGCCAGCUUGAGAGUCGGUGUCGGGCUGGCGAGGCUGCUGUCGCGGCUUGUCAGCAGGGCGAGGCGGACUCAAAGGGUCUGGAGGGGCAGGCUGCUGCGGAUGCGUUUAACUCGGCCUUGGGUCUGUGA
Colletotrichum orchidophilum is the source of this 1452-nucleotide messenger RNA. RefSeq lists its product as uncharacterized. The coding region runs from base 1 to 1452 and encodes 483 amino acids. NCBI's taxonomy places the organism in Eukaryota, Fungi, Ascomycota, Sordariomycetes, Glomerellales, Glomerellaceae. The transcript is spliced from 2 exons. The record is from RefSeq and is a predicted model, not a curated record.